AUGUUUCUAAUCGAGGAACCAUAUGGUGCUUCAAAAUUAUUACAGAACGACUUUACUGUGUUAAGGAACAGUACAUUUUGUGAAGGACAGAGAAAAAGGCGGGUUUCUGAAACCGCUAAUUUGAAUUUCCAGGGAGGAUUUGCAAAAUGCUAUACGGCAACCGAUUUGUCUACCUCCAGCAGAGACGUAGCUCUCAAGGUGAUUUCGAAGGCUCGUCUUACGAAACAGUCCCAUCUUGAGAAGACGCGCAAAGAAAUUGCGAUACACGAAAAGUUGUCGCAUACGAACAUUGUUAAACUCUACAGUUUUUUCGAAGAUGCCGUUAAUGUAUACAUGGUUCUUGAACUAUGUAGUAACAAUACUUUGCUUCAUCAGAUUCAGUACGCUGAAGAAAAGCGACUUCGUGAAUCAUCUGCUCGAGUUUAUUUUGAGCAGAUUGUCGAUGCAGUGAUCUACCUUCACGAAACCGCAGGAAUUCUCCAUAGGGAUUUGAAGCCUGGAAACGUGCUCAUUAACAAAAAUGAUCAAGUCAAACUAGGAGAUUUUGGUUUGGCUAUGCGGAUUAUAGAUCUGCCUUCCGCUUCCUUAUCUGUCUGCGGAACACCAAACUACAUUUCGCCCCAAGUUUUGAAUCGCGAGGGACAUUCAAAAGAAUCAGAAGCAUGGUCUUUGGGUUGUAUCCUUUACUGUAUGCUUAUUGGGAAGCCUCCAUUUGAAACAGAUUCAUUGGAAGAAACGUAUAAACGUAUUGCGCUCUGUGACUACUAUUUUCCAAAUAGUAUUUACAUUUCCAAACGUGCUCAAGAUCUUAUAGCACAGCUUUUAGAACCAGAUGUUCAUUCGCGACUAAAAGUGGUUUUGAUAAAGCAUCAUCCCUUCUUUGCUGUGGACGAAGUACACUGUUCACAUAUGAGUCUCACAAGUUUUAUGAACGUUUAUCAUCAGCAUCCAGUAACUAUAUGCGACGUAACUGGCCAGAUCUGUUCUGCUAUACCACCUAUAGUUACCUGUGGGCUUCCAUCUAGCGCUCAUUCUGGAGACUCGGGUAUUGGGUCAGAUGGUUGUUUUACUAUGCGAUUACAACAGGCAACUCCUAUGGAACUUUACAACCAAGUUAUGGCGGGUAACUACGUUGUUUCUGAUGAGGCAGCUUACUCACUGGAAGGAAAGCUACUUAUGGUGAGUAAGUGGGUGGAUUAUACGAAUAAAUGUGGUUUUGGAUGCGUUUUAAGCGAUGGAACCUACUGCGUGCUUUUUAUUGACAAUUCUUCCUUUGCCCACAGGUUUGGUACUUCGAUGGUGGAUCGUGACCAUUAUGCACUUCUGUAUAAUGCUGACGACAUAUCAACUCGUAUUGAAUGGCGAGAUGGUGAUAUAAUUAAUGAUCUUAAAAUACACGAAAAGAUCAAAACUGCGGCUCGCUUCAAUGAAUAUAUGGAUAGAGAGCUCCAGAUGGCUAUUACAACUCAGAGUGUUAAUAGUCUGCCCUUGGAUAUGCUUGUAUACCAGAAACGACGCAAUGACGCCUUGCUAAUGGUCCUCGCGCAUGGGACUGCUCAGAUAAACUUUAUUAAGAGCCAUUAUAAGCUAGUGUUCAGUCGCAGUAAUAAUGGCCAGGUUCAUGUAACUGUAGUUCAUCCUGAAAUGGGAUUACGGACCUACCGUAUGGUUCCAAAGGUCUCAUACCCAAACCGCCCCGAAUGUCGUUUUGUCGAGGAGAUGAUUAGUGAUGCACGGAAGCGACUUGAAGGUUGUGGACUAAAGUCUUAUCAAGCAACCAAAUCACUGCCAGGGUGCAGUAUCUCUUUCAUAGUUCAUGUUUUAAAAUUUGAUUCGAUCGGGUAUCAGAAACUCAGUGAAGCUUGA
Messenger RNA from Enterobius vermicularis (human pinworm), 1866 nucleotides. Lineage: Eukaryota; Metazoa; Nematoda; Chromadorea; Rhabditida; Oxyuridae. The record is from the annotation of a GenBank genome assembly.